Molecule: messenger RNA, 5913 nt
Organism: Beauveria bassiana ARSEF 2860
Lineage: Eukaryota; Fungi; Ascomycota; Sordariomycetes; Hypocreales; Cordycipitaceae
Product: Sec63 Brl domain-containing protein
Exons: 1
Coding region: 1-5913 (1970 amino acids)
Molecular function (GO): nucleic acid binding; ATP binding; ATP hydrolysis activity
Source: RefSeq, a predicted model, not a curated record
AUGGCUCACGAAACAGAAGCAGAAUGGCGACAGCAGUUCGAGGCGAUGCAAGCUGCCAUUGCCAGCCUCAACCUAUCAGGCUUCCUGCCGGGGCCAAUCGAGUCCGAUUUCUACGACGCCGAUUUCGAGGGAUAUUCAUCAGGCAACAGUGGCCAGGAUGUCUGGGAUUUUAUUUCUGGCGACGAGGCGGACGACUACAGCAGCGACCUUGUUGAAACGGAUGCUGCGCCCUCGGCCAGCGGCAGCUAUGACAUCGCCUGGCUUUCAAAUAAGUGUACCGCUAUUGCGUCCAAAAACGGACUCUCGGAAGACGUGUAUGAGGCGCAGAUUCUCAGCGCCAUCAGCUCCGCAAAGUCUGACGAGGAGCUGCAAAUAGAACUGACAGACCUUUUCGGAUUCGACGAUCUCGAUUUUAUCAUCGAACUUCUUGCGCACAAGGACGAAAUCAGUGCAUCGAGUGCGGCUGCUGUGUCCCUUGGUGACCAAGCCACCGGCCGUUUGCUAUCCAGGGCCGAGCGCGACGAGCAGCUGCGCCGUCAAGAUUAUGAGCAUAAGAAUGCCACGCUCGCCCUAAGCUUCUCGCGCGAGACGCAAUACCCACACGUAUACAAGUCUCAUAGCGCCGGAAACACACUCAGCCAUGCAGGCAAAAAAUACGGCCUUCCGGCAGGCAGUGAGAGAAAGCAAUUCGACAAAUAUGAAGAGUACUAUAUCCCGGCCGGCGCCAAGGGCAAAGUCGGCCCUGGUCAGAAGCUGGUCAAGAUUGAAGACCUGGACGGUCUCUGCCGCAACACUUUCAAGGGCUACAAGGCGCUCAACCGCAUGCAGAGCCUCGUGUACCCCGUCGCAUACAAGACCAGCGAGAAUAUGCUCAUCUGUGCCCCCACUGGUGCGGGUAAAACCGAUGCUGCAAUGCUCACCAUCCUCCAUACGAUCGGCCAGCAUGUUUUCCCCAACCCCAUGGAAGAUACUGCUGCUACGGAAUUCGCCGUUAAUUUGGAAGACUUCAAGAUUGUAUAUGUUGCGCCCAUGAAGGCUCUUGCUGCUGAAGUCACAGGCAAGCUCGGUAAGCGUCUUGCAUGGCUCGGUAUCAAUUGCCGAGAAUAUACUGGAGAUAUGCAGCUCACAAAGUCUGAAAUUAUCCAGACGCAAAUCAUUGUAACAACACCAGAAAAGUGGGACGUCGUUACCAGAAAAGGCACCGGAGACACUGAGCUCGUUCAAAAAGUGCGCUUACUGAUUAUUGAUGAGGUUCACAUGCUUCAUGAUGAGCGUGGAGCUGUUUUGGAAUCGCUUGUUGCCCGUACCGAGCGCCAAGUCGAAAGCACCCAGUCGCUUAUUCGUAUCAUUGGUCUGAGUGCCACUUUACCAAAUUAUAUCGAUGUCGCAGACUUUCUCAAAGUCAACAAAUAUGCUGGUCUUUUCUACUUUGAUGCGUCUUUCAGACCCGUUCCUCUGGAGCAGCACUUUAUCGGUGUCAAAGGAAAGGCAGGCAGCAAGCAAUCAAAAGAUAACCUGGAUACUGUCGCUUUUGAUAAAACUAGAGAGAUGCUCGAAGUUGAUCAUCAAGUCAUGGUAUUUGUGCACUCUCGGCGAGACACCAUGGUCACGGCACGAAUGCUACAUCAGAAAGCAAUCGAGUCUUUUUGCGUUGACCUUUUUGACCCGACCAGCCACCCAAAAUACGAGCAGGCAGUGCGAGAUAUGAACUCUUCUCGAUCCAAAGAUAUUCGUGAGCUUCUAUCUAAGGGUAUCGGUGUUCACCACGCCGGUAUGGCACGAGCCGACCGGAAUUUGAUGGAGAAGCUUUUUGGCGAAGGUGUGCUCAGAGUUCUCUGCUGUACAGCAACCCUCGCUUGGGGUGUCAAUUUGCCUGCCGCCGCCGUUGUUAUCAAGGGCACUCAAGUUUACAGUGCACAAGAUGGCAAAUUCGUUGAUCUUGGCAUACUUGAUGUGUUGCAAAUCUUCGGUCGCGCUGGUCGUCCCCAGUUCGAAGACACCGGUAUUGGCAUGAUUUGCACCACCCAAGACAAAUUACAGCACUACCUCACGGCCGUCACCGAGCAACAGCCGAUUGAAUCAAAGUUUUCGACAAAGCUAGUGGACAAUCUCAAUGCAGAGAUUGCAUUGGGUACAGUCACGUCGAUUCCGGAUGCCGUCCAGUGGAUCGGAUACUCCUACCUCUUUGUUCGUAUGCAACGAAGCCCCAUCACUUACGGCAUUGAAUGGGCCGAGAUACGAGAUGACCCAAGUCUUGUUCAAAGACGUCGCCAACUGGCGAUCCAGGCUGCGCGCACGCUACAGCAGUGCCAGAUGAUCAUCUUCAAUGAGACGACUGAGGAGCUGCGAAGCAAGGAUAUUGGCAGAAUUGCAAGUCAAUACUACAUCUUGCAUGGCAGUAUCCAGGUAUUCAACGCCAUGAUGCGCGAUCAGGCCACCGAAGCGGACGUUUUGAAGAUGAUCAGCAUGAGUGGAGAGUUUGACAAUGUUCAGUCCCGAGACACUGAAGCAAAGGAGCUUACCAAACUCAAGGAUGAAGUUAUUCCCUGCGACAUUGACAGUGGCAUCGACACGCCUCAGGCAAAGACCAACAUCCUUCUCCAGUCUUACAUUUCGCGCUCGCAACCCGAUGACUUUGCUUUGUCAAACGAUAUGAAUUAUGUCGCUCAGCAAUCUGGCCGAAUUUGCAGAGCACUCUUCAUGCUUGCGUUAAAUCGUCGCUGGGGCCAUCAAUGCUUAGUGCUGCUGACUCUUUCUAAGUCUAUCGAGAAGCGCAUCUGGCCCUUCCAGCACCCAUUGCAUCAGUUUGACUUGGCCAAGCCCAUCUUAAACCAGCUUGACUCCAAGGAGCAUCUGACAAUUGAAGCCAUGAAGGAAAUGGAGCCUGCUGAGAUUGGAGCCCUUGUCCAUAAUCAUGGAGCUGGCAAAACUAUUGCCAACAUUCUUAGAAACUUUCCCACAGUGCAUGUCGAAGCGGAAAUCGCGCCGCUCAACAGAGAUGUAUUGCGAAUCAAGCUCUAUGUUAUCCCCGAUUUCCAGUGGAAAGACCACAUUCACGGCACUUCGGAAUCGUUCUACAUCUGGGUCGAAAACUCGGAAACGUCCGAGAUUUACCAUCACGAAUACUUCAUUCUCAAUCGCAGGAAGCUACAUGAUGAUCACGAGCUCGACUUUACGAUUCCAUUAUCUGAUCCUUUGCCGACGCAAAUCUACGUCAGAGCUGUAUCCGAUAGAUGGCUCGGGGCGGAGACCAUCACGCCGGUGUCUUUUCAGCAUCUUAUUCGACCCGACACGGAAAGCGUAUAUACGGAUCUUCUAGACCUGCAGCCUCUGCCCCUCUCCGCUUUGAAGAAUCCUCCCCUAGAAGAGCUGUAUGCGAAACGCUUUCAAUUCUUCAACCCCAUGCAAACGCAGAUCUUCCACACCCUCUACCACACAGCAGCAAACGUCCUCCUAGGCUCACCCACUGGUUCUGGAAAGACGGUCGCGGCGGAGCUAGCCAUGUGGUGGGCAUUCCGCGAGCGUCCUGGCUCCAAGGUUGUCUACAUUGCGCCUAUGAAGGCACUCGUUCGCGAACGUGUCAAGGAUUGGGGAUCUCGCCUUGCUGGGCCCCUCGGGCUGAAGCUGGUUGAGUUGACUGGUGACAAUACACCAGAUACUCGCACCAUCAAAAAUGCUGACAUCAUCAUCACCACCCCUGAGAAAUGGGAUGGUAUAUCUCGUUCUUGGCAGACGAGAGGCUAUGUCAGACAAGUGAGCCUGGUGAUCAUUGAUGAAAUUCAUCUGCUCGCGGGUGAUCGUGGUCCUAUUCUUGAGAUCAUCGUCUCGCGAAUGAACUAUAUUGCCGAGAUGACCAAGAACGCAGUUCGCCUUCUGGGUAUGUCUACUGCGUGCGCCAACGCCAGCGACCUAGCCAACUGGCUGGGCGUCAAGGAGGGCUUGUUCAAUUUCAGGCACUCUGUACGUCCAGUUCCCCUGGAGCUAUAUAUUGAUGGAUUCCCCGAGGUCCGAGGAUUCUGCCCUUUGAUGCAGUCGAUGAACCGGCCGACAUUUCUCGCCAUAAAAAACCACAGCCCUGAAAAGCCCGUCAUUGUCUUUGUUGCUUCGCGUCGACAAACUCGACUCACGGCCAAGGAUCUUAUCAAUUUUUGUGGCAUGGAGGAGGACCCUCGUCGCUUCUUACAUAUGGAUGAGGAAGAUUUGCAAUUGAACCUCUCUCGUGUUAAGGACGAUGCCUUGAAGGAGGCCAUCAACUUUGGCAUUGGUCUGCAUCAUGCCGGUCUUGUAGAGUCAGACCGUCAACUGUCAGAGGAGCUCUUCCUCAAUAACAAGAUCCAGAUUCUUGUCGCAACCAGUACUCUUGCCUGGGGUGUCAAUCUGCCUGCUCAUCUUGUCGUCGUAAAGGGCACGCAGUUUUAUGAUGCAAAGAUAGAAGGCUACAGGGACAUGGAUCUCACCGAUGUCCUCCAGAUGCUUGGUCGUGCGGGUCGUCCUCAAUUCGACAACUCAGGUGUCGCCCGUAUAUUCACGCAAGAUUCCAAGAAGGAUUUCUACAAGCACUUUUUGCAUACCGGCUUCCCUGUCGAGUCAUCUCUGCACACAGUGCUCGAUAACCAUUUGUGCGCCGAAGUCUCUGCAGAGACCAUCUUGACUAAACAGGAUGCGCUAGACUAUCUAACCUGGACGUUUUUCUUUCGACGUCUACACAAGAAUCCUUCCUACUACGGGCUCGAAAUCUCGGCCGAAGAGCACAGCACGAUGACGGCGCAGCAAGUCGCCAACGAGUACAUGGUGGAGAUGGUCAACAACGCGCUCGAUGAGCUGGCCAAGUCCAAGUGCGUCGAAGUCUUCCCCAACGGUGACGUCGACUCUACGCCGCUGGGAAAGAUUAUGAGUUACUACUACCUCUCCCACAAGACGAUUCGCCACUUGAGCGGUCAUGCCAAGGCCAAUGCCACCUUUUUGGACGUGCUGUCGUGGAUGUCGCGAGCUACCGAAUACGACGAGCUUCCUGUGCGCCACAACGAAGACUUGGUCAAUGAAACGCUGUCGGACAAUUUGCCGUUUCCCGGCCACUCUUUUGGACUGCCCAUGUGGGAUCCCCAUGUGAAGGCAUUCCUCCUGCUCCAGGCGCACAUGUCACGCAUCGAUUUGCCCAUUACGGAUUACGUCGGUGAUCAGACCAGUGUGCUCGACCAGGCUGUUCGUAUUAUGCAGGCCUCAAUCGACGUGCUCACCGAAAUGGGUCACUUGUCGAGUUGUCUACAGAUGAUGAGCCUGCUCCAGUCUAUCAAGUGCGCCCGCUGGCCGACGGACCCGCCAGUGAGCAUUCUUCCGGGUUUGGAGCUCGAGUCAAUAAAGAAGGAAACGCUGUCGCUCAAGGAGUUGAGCACCUACAGCCCGCAACAAGUGUCGCAGCUUGCCAAGCGCCUCCGCGUGCCGUCACACAUUCAGAGUCGUUUUGCCAGAGCCGCGUCUAUCCUCCCCAAUUUAUCCGUUUCAGUCGAGGACAAGACGGCACUGUCCGUGACUGUGAGCCUGAAGCGGCUUAAUGCGCUGGUGGAGCGCGAGGCGCGCAUCUAUGCGCCCAAACUGCCGAAGCCGCAGUCGGAAGGAUGGUUUGUCAUUGUAGCUGACGCGGCCCGUGAUGAAGUCAUUGCCGUGAAGCGCGUGGGAUGGUCGGCGUCGGGCUCGGACGGCCCGCGCAAGGUCGAGGCCAAGACGAAGCCCACGGCACGCACCACGAUUAAGCUGCCACAAGCGGAGGGCGCACGGAAGCUGGACGUGAUUGUGGUCAGCGACGCCUACGUUUGGCUGGAGUAUCGCAUCAAUGGAGUUGAUAUUCCGGCGGCGCCAGCUGUAGACGAUGACGUUGAUUCGAAGAAGAAGGCGGCUAGUGCUGGACGUGCGUAG